AUGGCCGCACAUAUUAAACCGCUCGUCUUACACGCCCACGCCACAGGUCCCAAUCCGAUCAAGAUCGCGAUUGCGCUGGAAUCGCUCCACGUGCCGUUCAUUGUCAAGUCGUGGGAUUUCAGCGAUGACCCGAACACUGGCGUGAAGGGAACCACAUUUCUCAAAAUCAAUGAGAAUGGACGGGUCCCCGCUCUCGAGGACCCGAACACGGGCGUUAUAUCUUGGGAAUCGGGCGCAUGUAUGAAUUAUGUUCGUCGGGUAUACGACCAUGGCAACUCGAUUGGUCCGCCUGGAGGCUCAGCACAAGACCUGGUCGAUUUCGAGAAGUGGGAGUAUUUCCUACUUUCGACCUUGGGUCCGAUGACAGGACAAGUCAAUUGGUUUAGACACUACCAUUCCCAGAAAAAUGACGAUGCGCUGCAGAGAUAUGUCGCCCAGACGUACCGGUGCUACGAUGUCCUCGAGGAGCAGUUGAAGAAAUCCGAUGGAAACAGUAUUCUUCCUGCUCGAGUGACUGCCGUGGACUAUCAUUUUGAGCCUUGGGUGAGGCAGUACAAGUUCGCCGGUCUGUCGUUAGACAACUAUCCUCUCAUCACCAAGUGGCUCGGCCUCAUGGAUUGCCUGGAGGAGGUGCAAGAGGCGUACUGCAAGAUUCAGAACUGCAUGAAGAAAUGA
Messenger RNA from Penicillium argentinense, 675 nucleotides. Its product is annotated as glutathione S-transferase family protein. The coding region runs from base 1 to 675 and encodes 224 amino acids. The record is from RefSeq and is a predicted model, not a curated record. The transcript has 2 exons. Lineage: Eukaryota; Fungi; Ascomycota; Eurotiomycetes; Eurotiales; Aspergillaceae.